Messenger RNA from Endocarpon pusillum Z07020, 966 nucleotides. RefSeq lists its product as uncharacterized. Gene Ontology annotation, molecular function: oxidoreductase activity. The record is from RefSeq and is a predicted model, not a curated record. The coding region runs from base 1 to 966 and encodes 321 amino acids. The transcript is spliced from 3 exons. Lineage: Eukaryota; Fungi; Ascomycota; Eurotiomycetes; Verrucariales; Verrucariaceae.
AUGCAUGGCCGCAUCGCAAAUGGCGAUAACACUGCCAAACCUCUGUUUGACUGUCUUAUAAUCGGCGGUGGUCCUGCAGGGCUAUCCGCUGCAACCACACUCGCACGUCAGCUUUACCACAUUAUUGUAUUCGACUCUGGCUCCUACAGAGAUGAUACCAUAACUCAUAUGGGCAAUGUUGCAACGUGGGACAAUCGUGCCCCAGAGGAGUUUCGCGAUACCGCACGUCGCGGUGUGCUGGAUCAAUACUCAACAGUCCGCAUCGAAGAUACCACGAUUACGCAUGUCAAACAAGCCAAGAAUGGACAUUUUGAGGCAACGGCAGAGACAGGAGCAAGGUGGUACGGAAGGAAGCUUCUGCUUGCGACGGGUGUGAAAGACGUGUUUCCGGACAUUCCUAGCUACCAGGAGUGUUGGGCGGUUGGCAUAUGUCCUGACCUCUUCUGGUAUGGCAGCCAAAAGGGCAGGGCCCAAUCUGCUGGUGUUCUUGUCAGCGGCGGUAUGGCCACGCCAUCUCGCUCCGCAGAGAUCGCAGGUAUGGCGAGACGGCUCGCGGACAGCGUAACAUUCUACACGGACAGUAAUGAAAGCCUAAGCGAACAGCUUCGAGAAGACAUGGGCAAUUCUCAGAUCAAAGUUGACGCACGAUCGAUCACACAUUUAGAAAAGAGCACUGUUGGACACGCAAUCAUCAUACGCUUUGAUGAUUUGACAACGAAGACUGAGGCCUUUCUGGCACACGAAUCCAGGACGGAGAUCAAUGGACCAUUUGCAUACCAGCUGGAUCUAGAUCUGACUGACCAGGGGAACAUCAAGGUUGCUGAACCAUUAUAUGCUACAAGUGUACCUGGUGUCUUUGCGGUUGGCGAUUGUGCAUGUCCAACAAAAGCCGUGGUGCAAGCCAUGGCAACGGGAGCAUUGGGUGGGACAGGUGUUAGUACACAGUUGAUUGCGGAGAUCUACUGA